AUGGCAGAAGUAGACCAAAAUUCCGUUACGCAACAACAGAUACUACCUCCGGACUAUUCUUUGAAAGAGCCAGAACCGGAACAUUGUCCGGGCCCAGAGUCCGAAAACGCUGGAAAAGGCGACUCUUGUCAGGGCUGUGCCAACAAGGAAAUAUGUGAAAGUCUUCCCAAGGGCCCAGAUCCAGAUUUGCCGUUGAUAAGAGAUAAUUUAGCCAAUAUUAAACACAAAGUUUUGAUCCUUUCCGGUAAAGGAGGUGUCGGGAAAUCGACAUUCACUACAAUGCUAAGCUGGGCCUUAUCUGCAGACGAGGACCUACAGGUUGGUGCCAUGGACCUUGAUAUAUGUGGGCCGUCUUUGCCACAUAUGCUUGGAUGCCGUGACGAAAAUAUUCACGAAUCAAAUACUGGCUGGACCCCAGUUUACGUCACCGAUAAUUUGGCUACCAUGUCUAUCCAGUACAUGUUGCCCGAUACAGACUCUGCCAUCAUCUGGAGAGGCUCCAAAAAGAAUGCACUAAUCAAGAAGUUCUUAAAAGACGUGGAUUGGGACUACCUUGACUACCUACUCAUCGAUACUCCUCCAGGGACCUCGGAUGAACACAUCUCAAUUAAUAAUUACUUGAAAGAGAGCAAAAUUGACGGAGCUCUAAUAGUAACAACUCCCCAAGAAGUGGCCCUAUUAGAUGUACGAAAAGAGAUUAACUUUUGCAAGAAAGCAGGUAUUAAUAUCCUUGGACUCGUGGAAAACAUGAGUGGGUUCGUUUGCCCUAAUUGUAAAGGCGAAUCACAAAUAUUCAGAGCAACUACGGGCGGUGGUAAAGCUCUUUGUAAGGAGCUGAAUAUACCGUUUUUAGGAUCGGUCCCAUUAGAUCCAAGGAUUGGUAAAUGUUGUGAAACUGGUGAAAGUUUCUUAGACGAAUACCCUGAUAGUCCGGCAUCUGCUGCCAUCCUUGAAGUUAUAGAAUCCCUAAGAGACGCCGUGGGUGAUGUUUAA
Messenger RNA from Kluyveromyces marxianus DMKU3-1042, 993 nucleotides. It is a transcript of the gene NBP35, whose product is annotated as Fe-S cluster-binding ATPase. The transcript has a single exon. Gene Ontology annotation, cellular component: cytosol. Gene Ontology annotation, biological process: iron-sulfur cluster assembly. NCBI's taxonomy places the organism in Eukaryota, Fungi, Ascomycota, Saccharomycetes, Saccharomycetales, Saccharomycetaceae. The record is from RefSeq and is a predicted model, not a curated record. The coding region runs from base 1 to 993 and encodes 330 amino acids. Gene Ontology annotation, molecular function: 4 iron, 4 sulfur cluster binding; ATP binding; ATP-dependent FeS chaperone activity.